CGACUAAAAAAAGUAGCUCACUUAGGGUCAAAUGGGCGAACUUGUAUUCUUAAAAUGACCCUACCUAUACACCCACGAAGUUUGUCUAACCUUCCGCCGAACACCAUGCCUUAGGAAACAUUAUCCUUAAAAACAGGCAGUACAUGUUUAAGCGAGGUUUACAUGUCUCUUUGUAUGAUGGAAACACUUGUAUACUUACUUAUAAAUAUAAAUGAUAUCGUUUCUCAGUAGAACUCCCAUUCGAUUAGUACGUUACUAAUUAACUUAAAUCGUACUUAGAGCUGGUCUCGCAUUACUUCUAAUCCGAAUCCGUCAAAAUACGGAUCUAGAGAAAUAACUAGCUAACUCUAGAAAAGACGGAAAUGUAAUCUAGUGUGUUCAGUGUACGCUACCGUACAGAAAUUGUUCUGUGACUACUCUGGCUGGACCUUAUUUUCAUGGAUACGGAUCGGAUGUAAUGCGAAAUAGCUCUUAUAGUGAAUAUCUUAGAUUUCUGUACAAGGGGUCAUUUUGCGAGAUCUUGUGCCUUAGUGCAGCGAGGAGUGCGCUGAACACGUAGUAUAUUACUAACUAAAGUCGGCUGUACUGCCGCCUAGCCUGUACGAGUAUUGUGUUGUUUUAAGAUCGUACGUGUACAUUUGGCCAUAAUCAACCACAUAAAAGUAAUAUUGCGAGAUUGGUUGUCUUGGUAGUACAUAUUGAUUUAAUUAUUAUGUGUGUAAAUCAAAUUAAAUUAAUUGUUAUUCAUUUAAAAACUAAAGACUACCGACAAAUUAUAUGAAAUGGUUUUAUGAUUGUGAUCUUUUUAAAAUAAACUAAAAAUUCAUACUACAUAUUUAUUUUUCUCUUAACUCAACACUUUUAUAACUUUCAGUAAAUGCAUGUGCUUAUCGCAGGACAAUAGAUUAUGCAUAUUUCAAUUAUUCAAUCGUCGUAUAUUUAAAACAAGAAUAAAAUUGACAUUUUUUCCAUUCUGAAUUACUGUUGCACAAUUUGACUUAAACAAUCAAUACAACGCAAGUUAUGUAAAAGCUUGUAAAAACGAAUAACUAAGUACCUACCUAAUUAUCCCGUCAAAUAAAUCGGACUGGAACCUAUAAACGACAAGCAUUUAAUUUCAACUUAUUUAAGCGUGACUUUGUCUUAACACGUGUAUGAUGGCACGCUACUCGUUUCGUGAUCGUUUCAUCGAUUUAAAAUCCUUAAUAAUUAUUUCAAGGAUUAUAUAACACGGUAUGAUUAUUUUGAAUACAUAAAUGCCACGGAACGGCUAAAGAAAAAGCUACUAUGGCUGAAAAGAUAAGAAGCCAGUGCUGUUAUUUAUUUCGAAGAUUAUAUUAAAAAGCUGAAACGUCUGACAGUUCAAUUUUGGCGCGCGCGCACCUUUUGGUUCCCAUUUGGUUUUUAGCUGUCGCUGUUUAUAGACGAGGAGCUUUAAAAAUAUUUUUACAUCGAUAACUCGAAGAUAAUUUCGGAUCUGUUUUUAAUAAUGGGAAAAAUAAUAAUAAAUUUUAUCCUCUUCAUAUUUAUCGCCGGUUGCUCGGCUAACUUUAUGAGACUGCCGCUGUUCCGGUUCCCCAGCAUACGGCGGCUCAUGCACGAGGCGGGGCUGGACCUGGGCCUGCUAAACGCGCGCGCCGACGACCUCACGCCCGUCCGCCUCUCCAACUACCUCGAUGCGCAAUACUACGGGCCCAUCACGAUCGGCUCGCCGCCGCAGACGUUCCGAGUGCUGUUCGACACCGGCUCGUCCGACCUGUGGGUGCCGUCCAAGAAAUGCCACUACUCCAACCUUGCCUGCCUUCUGCACAGGAAGUACGACAGCAAGAAGUCGCACACGCACCGCUCCAACGGCUCGGAGUUCGCCAUCCACUACGGCUCCGGCAGCCUCUCCGGCUUCCUGUCCACCGACGACGUCACCGUGCAGGGUCUGCGCGUGGCGCGGCAGACGUUCGCGGAGGCGCUGCGCCAGCCGUCCGUGGCCUUCGUCUCCGCCAAGUUCGACGGCAUCCUCGGCAUGGCCUUCGCUAGCUUGUCCGCGAACGGCUUGACGCCCGUGUUCGAAAAUAUGGUGAACCAGGACCUGGUCAAACCUGUGUUCUCUUUCUAUCUCAACAGGGACCAAACCGCGAAAGAGGGCGGAGAGCUCAUCCUGGGCGGCUCGGACCCGGCGCGCUUCCGCGGCCCCAUGCACUACGUGCCGCUGUCGCGCGCCUACUACUGGCAGCUGGCCGUGGACGCCAUCCGCGUCGGGCACCACGCCUUCUGCGUCGACGGCUGCCAGGCGAUCGUGGACACGGGCACGUCGCUGGUGAGCGGGCCGGCGGAGGAGGUGGCGCGGCUGCAGGCGGCGCUGGGCGCGCGGCGCGCCGGCCGCAGCCACUACGAGCUGGACUGCGGCGCCCUGCGCGCGCUGCCGCCCGUCACCCUCACGCUCGCCGGCCGCCGCUUCACGCUGGAGCCCAAGGACUACGUCAUCGUGAUGGACGGCCGGUCCGAUGAGCCCACGUGCCUGUCGGGCUUCAUGGGGCUGGACGUCCCGCCGCCCAACGGGCCGCUGUGGAUCCUGGGCGACGUGUUCAUCGGCAAGUACUACACCGAGUUCGAUUUUGGCAACAAGCGCAUCGGAUUUGCCCCCGCCGUCAACGGCGGCUCCGAAGAAGAGACAGGCAACACGGAGGACGAAUCACAAGAAACGGAUCAAGACUCUUCAACGAGUGAAGAAAUAUAGGCUUUUCAUUACAUAUAAGUCUAUUUUUUUACGGGUCAUCAUCACACCUAACCAACCAUAUACUAUGUAAUUAAGUAUGACUUAUUCAUGUUUCCUUGAUCAACCAUCAACUAGGCCUAACUAGGCUAACUAACCCGAAUUAGGCUCAACCACAGAAUAGUAAUUGGCUUAUUCUACUAUUCCCCG
This is a messenger RNA of Ostrinia furnacalis (Asian corn borer), 2917 nucleotides long. Its product is annotated as lysosomal aspartic protease-like. Bases 1490 to 2731 code for a protein of 413 amino acids. Gene Ontology annotation, biological process: proteolysis. The transcript is spliced from 9 exons. Lineage: Eukaryota; Metazoa; Arthropoda; Insecta; Lepidoptera; Crambidae. The record is from RefSeq and is a predicted model, not a curated record. Gene Ontology annotation, molecular function: aspartic-type endopeptidase activity.